This is a messenger RNA of Dipodomys ordii (Ord's kangaroo rat), 1942 nucleotides long. RefSeq names its product post-GPI attachment to proteins 2 (gene Pgap2). Gene Ontology annotation, biological process: GPI anchor biosynthetic process. Bases 439 to 1206 code for a protein of 255 amino acids. The record is from RefSeq and is a predicted model, not a curated record. Gene Ontology annotation, cellular component: endoplasmic reticulum membrane; Golgi membrane. The transcript is spliced from 8 exons. NCBI's taxonomy places the organism in Eukaryota, Metazoa, Chordata, Mammalia, Rodentia, Heteromyidae.
UUGUCGCCUUCCUCUUCUGCAUCCUCUGGUCCCUGCUCUUCCACUUCAAGGAGACAACGUCUACACACUGUGGGAAACCUGUCUGUGUCCCUGGACACAGCCCUCAGAAAGGUUCCCACCCCCCACCCCUGGCAAAGAAGCUACCAUGGGUUGACCUCAACCACUAUCACUUCUUACAGUUUCAGAGUGUUCUGGGAUUUAUGAGGUGGCCUUGUUGAUUCUGGGAAGGCUGUGUGCCUGGGCAGGCGUGGAGAACUGGGCUUUGUGGGCGGGAGGGCAGGCCUGGAGAAGCUGGGGGUGGGACCCUCUCAUCUUGGAGCAGUCUCAGUCUGGCUGGAGUCCUCAACCCAAGCCCCGGAUUCUUCAGAACCCAGUGCCCAACCAACUCAUCAGACCCCAAGUUGUGUCCCUCGCCCCGCCUGGGUCACUCCCUACAGGAUGUUCUCUGCGGCCUCCCUACCCUUGGACUCCGAUGGGACCGUGUUCCGGCUCCGCUUCACAACUUUUGUCUUGUGGGUCAUCACUUUCCCCAUGUUCGGCUUCUUCUUCUGCAUCACCUGGUCCCUGCUGUUCCACUUUGAGUACACGGUGGCCACUGACUGUGGGGUGCCCAAUUACCUGCCGUCAGUGAGCUCGGCCAUCGGCGGGGAGGUGCCCCAGCGCUACGUGUGGCGCUUCUGCAUCGGCCUACACUCAGCACCCCGCUUCUUGGCGGCCUUUGCCUACUGGAACCACUACCUCAGCUGUGCCUCACCAUGUCCUGGCUACCGCCAGCUCUGUCGCAUCAACUUUAUCCUCAAUGUCAUCGAGAACCUCGCACUGCUAGUGCUCACCUAUGUCUCCUCCUCCGAGGACUUCACCAUCCACGAAAAUGCUUUCAUUGUGUUCAUCGCAGCAUCUCUCAGUCACAUGCUCCUCACCUGCAUUCUCUGGCGGCUCACCAAGAAGCACACAGUAAGUCAGGAGGAUCGCAAGUCCUACAGCUGGAAACAACGGCUCUUCAUCAUCAACUUUGUCUCCUUCUUCUCGGCAUUGGCUGUCUACUUUCGGCACAACAUGUAUUGUGAGGCUGGAGUGUACACCAUCUUUGCUGUCCUGGAGUACACUGUUGUCCUAACCAACAUGGCAUUCCACAUGACAGCCUGGUGGGACUUCGGGAACAAAGAGCUGCUCGUAACCUCUCAACCUGAGGAGAAAAGAUUCUAAAUCCUUCUAUGCUGCUAGGAAAAGCCUUCACCUAGGCACAGAGGCUUUCAAGCAACAUCACCCUUAACUGAGAAGCCCUAAGAAGCUAAACUGGCAUAAAAGCUCCACCAUUUGGUGCUAAACAACAACAAAGUCCUGAGGCUCAUGACCACCAUCUAGUUUAUGGCCUUUUUAUAGAAACCUUUGACUGAGGUAUGAGACUGCUGAGCACUGGCUGCUACCUGAAAACCAGUCAUUUCUCUCCAGGUCAUUUACUUAACUGUGUCUAAUGAGGUACUGUGUGCAUCCAGGCCUGUGGCCAUAGUGCUCUGCUGAGUGUCCCUACAUGUUCCAGCUCUGACUUCACCACUUUGAUCUGGUGUGGCUCUAGGGUGUAUACCUUUCCCUGUCAGCCUCUCAUUAUGUCUAUCCCUGUGUAUGAUGGGGGAAGGUGGGCUGUUAAAUAGCCAAAGGCUUUGCUCGUGUGGCUCUAAUCUCAUCUGAUGGAGGUGUUCUGUACCUGGAGGAUGACCCAUCCCAGAGAAGAACCCAAGCACUGCAUGUAUUUCCCUUUCCUUCUGAAGUCACUGGCUUAUGGACUCUUCCUCUUCUCCAAAGGGAGAUGGGUCAAAGGCAUAGUUCCUAAUGGGUUCCCUGGUGUUUCUCCAUUUUCCCUACAGCCUCAGACCAACUCUGAGCUCUUUUGGUUGUACAUUUUAUUGCAAAUAACAAUAAAUUUUUUUUCUUUUGCCAACAA